Messenger RNA from Cebus imitator (Panamanian white-faced capuchin), 5714 nucleotides. It is a transcript of the gene XDH, whose product is annotated as xanthine dehydrogenase. The record is from RefSeq and is a predicted model, not a curated record. Lineage: Eukaryota; Metazoa; Chordata; Mammalia; Primates; Cebidae. Gene Ontology annotation, molecular function: 2 iron, 2 sulfur cluster binding; molybdopterin cofactor binding; iron ion binding. The transcript is spliced from 36 exons. Bases 109 to 4110 code for a protein of 1333 amino acids.
UUUAUUUUAUUGGGAGGCGUAUUGUUCAGGUUGCAGAGCAGUGAUAAUUACCUGCCAGUGUCUUUUAGGAGUGAGGUAUCUGGAGUUCAGGGACCCCAACUUGUGACAAUGACAGCGGAUGAGUUGAUUUUCUUUGUGAAUGGCAGAAAGGUGGUGGAGAGAAAUGCAGAUCCAGAAACAACCCUUUUGGUCUACCUGAGAAGAAAGUUGGGGCUGAGUGGAACCAAGCUCGGCUGUGGAGAGGGGGGCUGCGGGGCCUGCACAGUGAUGCUCUCCAAGUAUGACCAUAUGCAGAACAAGAUUGUCCACUUUCCUGCCAAUGCCUGCCUGGCCCCCAUCUGCUCCUUGCACCAUGUGGCAGUGACAACUGUGGAAGGAAUAGGAAGCACCAAGACAAGGCUGCAUCCUGUGCAGGAGAGAAUUGCCAAAAGCCAUGGCUCCCAGUGUGGGUUCUGCACCCCCGGUGUCGUCAUGAGCAUGUAUGCACUGCUCCGGAAUCAGCCUGAGCCCACCAUCGAGGAGAUUGAGAAUGCUUUCCAAGGAAAUCUGUGCCGCUGUACAGGCUACAGAGCCAUCCUCCAGGGCUUCCGGACCUUUGCCAGGGAUGGUGGAUGCUGUGGAGGAGAUGUGAACAAUCCAAAUUGCUGCAUGAACCAGAAGAAAGACCACUCAGUUAGUCUCUCGCCAUCUUUAUUCAAACCAGAGGAGUUCACACCCCUGGAUCCCACCCAGGAGCCCAUUUUUCCUCCCGAGUUGCUGAGGCUGAAAGACACUCCUCGGAAGCAGCUGCGAUUUGAAGGGGAGCGUGUGACGUGGAUACAGGUCUCAACCCUCAAGGAAUUGCUGGACCUCAAGGCUGAGUACCCCGGUGCCAAGCUGGUGGUGGGGAACACGGAGAUUGGCAUCGAGAUGAAGUUCAAGAAUAUGCUAUUUCCUAUGAUUGUCUGCCCAGCCUGGAUCCCUGAGCUGAAUUCAGUAGAACAUGGACCAGAGGGUAUCUCCUUCGGAGCUGCUUGCCCCCUGAGCAUUGUGGAAAAGACCCUGGUUGAUGCCGUUGCUAAGCUUCCUGCCCAAAAGACAGAGGUGUUCAGAGGGGUCCUGGAGCAGCUGCGCUGGUUUGCUGGGAAGCAGGUCAAGUCUGUGGCGUCCAUUGGAGGAAACAUCAUCACGGCCAGCCCCAUCUCCGAUCUCAACCCUGUGUUCAUGGCCAGUGGGGCUAAGCUGACACUUGUGUCCAAAGGCACGAGGAGAACUGUUCGGAUGGACCACACCUUCUUCCCCGGCUACAGAAAGACCCUGCUGAGCCCCGAGGAAAUACUCCUCUCCAUAGAGAUCCCCUACAGCAGGGAGGGUGAGUAUUUCUCAGCAUUCAAGCAGGCCUCCCGGAGAGAAGAUGACAUUGCCAAGGUAACCAGUGGAAUGAGAGUUUUAUUCAAGCCAGGAACCACAGAGGUAGAGGAGCUGGCCCUUUGCUAUGGUGGAAUGGCCAACAGAACCAUCUCGGCCCUCAAGACUACUCAGAGGCAACUUUCCAAGCUAUGGAAGGAGGAGCUGCUACAGGACGUGUGUGCAGGCCUGGCCGAGGAGCUGUACCUGCCCCCCGACGCCCCUGGCGGCAUGGUGGACUUCCGGCGCACCCUCACCCUCAGCUUCUUCUUCAAGUUCUACCUGACAGUGCUCCAGAAGCUGGGCCAAGAGAACCCGGAAGACAAGUGUGGUAAACUGGACCCCACCUUCACCAGUGCAACUUUACUCUUUCAGAAAGACCCCCCAGCCAACGUCCAGCUCUUCCAAGAUGUGCCCAAAGGUCAGUCUGAGGAGGACAUGGUGGGCCGGCCCCUGCCCCACCUGGCAGCAAACAUGCAGGCCUCUGGUGAGGCUGUGUACUGUGACGACAUCCCUCACUACGAGAAUGAGCUCUCUCUCCGGCUAGUCACCAGCACCCGGGCCCACGCCAAGAUCAAGUCCAUAGAAACAUCAGAAGCUAAGAAGGUGCCAGGGUUUGUUUGUUUCAUUUCUGCUGGUGAUAUUCCUGGGAGUAACAUAACUGGAAUUUGCAAUGAUGAGACAGUCUUUGCAAAGGAUAAGGUUACUUGUGUUGGGCAUAUCAUUGGUGCUGUGGUGGCUGACACCCCGGAACAUGCACAGAGAGCUGCCCAAGGGGUGAAAAUCACCUAUGAAGAACUACCAGCAAUUAUCACAAUUGAGGAUGCUAUAAAGAACAACUCCUUUUAUGGAUCUGAGCUGAAGAUUGAGAAAGGAGACCUCAAGAAGGGGUUUUCCGAAGCGGAUAAUGUUGUGUCAGGGGAGUUAUACAUUGGCGGCCAAGAACAUUUCUACCUGGAGACUCAUUGCACCAUUGCUGUUCCAAAAGGCGAGGCAGGGGAGAUGGAGCUCUUUGUAUCUACACAGAACACCAUGAAGACCCAGAGCUUUGUUGCAAAAAUGUUGGGAGUUCCAGCAAACCGGAUUGUGGUUCGAGUGAAGAGAAUGGGAGGAGGCUUUGGAGGGAAAGAAACCCGAAGCACCGUGGUGUCCACAGCGGUGGCCCUGGCUGCAUAUAAGACCGGCCGCCCUGUGCGCUGCAUGCUGGACCGUGAUGAGGACAUGCUGAUAACUGGUGGCAGACAUCCCUUCCUGGCCAGAUACAAGGUUGGCUUCAUGAAGACUGGGAAGGUUGUGGCUCUGGAGGUGGAUCACUUCAGCAAUGCGGGGAACACCCAGGAUCUCUCUCAGAGUAUUAUGGAACGAGCUCUAUUCCACAUGGACAACUGCUAUAAAAUCCCCAAUAUCCGGGGCACUGGGCGUCUGUGCAAGACCAACCUGCCCUCCAACACGGCUUUCCGGGGCUUUGGGGGGCCCCAAGGGAUGCUCAUUGCUGAAUAUUGGAUGAGUGAAGUCGCAGUGACCUGUGGGUUGCCUGCAGAGGAGGUGCGGAGGAAAAACCUGUACAAAGAAGGGGACCUGACACACUUCAACCAGAAGCUUGAGGGUUUCAACUUGUCCAGGUGCUGGGAAGAAUGCCUAGCAAGCUCUCAGUAUCAUGCUCGGAAGAGUGGGGUUGACAAGUUCAACAAGGAGAAUUGUUGGAAAAAGAGAGGAUUGUGCAUAAUUCCCACCAAGUUUGGAAUAAGCUUCACACUUCCUUUUCUGAAUCAGGCAGGAGCCCUGCUUCAUGUGUACACAGAUGGCUCUGUGCUGCUAACCCAUGGGGGGACUGAGAUGGGCCAAGGUCUUCAUACCAAAAUGGUCCAGGUGGCCAGCAGAGCUCUGAAAAUCCCCACCUCUAAGAUUUAUAUCAGCGAGACAAGCACUAACACUGUGCCCAACACCUCUCCCACAGCUGCCUCUGCCAGUGCUGACCUCAAUGGACAGGCCAUCUACGCAGCUUGUCAGACCAUCCUGAAAAGGCUGGAACCCUACAAGCAGAAGAAUCCCAAUGGCUCUUGGGAAGACUGGGUCACAGCUGCCUAUAUGGACACAGUGAGCUUGUCUGCCACUGGGUUUUAUAAGACACCCAAUCUGGGCUACAGCUUUGAGACUAACUCAGGGAACCCCUUCCACUACUUCACCUAUGGGGUGGCUUGCUCUGAAGUAGAAAUUGACUGCUUAACAGGAGAUCAUAAGAACCUCCGCACAGAUAUUGUCAUGGAUGUUGGCUCCAGUCUAAACCCUGCCAUUGAUAUUGGACAGGUGGAAGGGGCAUUUGUCCAGGGCCUUGGCCUCUUCACCCUAGAGGAGCUACACUACUCCCCUGAGGGGAGCCUGCAUACCCGUGGCCCUGGCACCUACAAGAUCCCUGCAUUUGGCAGCAUCCCCAUUGAGUUCAGGGUGUCCCUGCUCCGCAACUGCCCCAACAAAAAGGCCAUCUAUGCAUCCAAGGCUGUUGGAGAGCCGCCCCUAUUCCUGGCUGCUUCCAUCUUCUUUGCCAUCAAAGAUGCCAUCCGUGCAGCUCGAGCACAGCACACAGGUAAUAACAUGAAGGAACUCUUCCGGCUAGACAGCCCUGCCACCCCGGAGAAGAUCCGCAAUGCCUGCGUGGACAAGUUCACCACCCUGUGUGUCACUGGUGUACCAGAAAACUGCAAACCCUGGUCUGUGAGGGUCUGAAGACAGAGUCCCCAGCAGAGUCUUCUUGUGCUGCAUUUGGGCUUCCAUGGAGCAGGAGAAACACACCACAGAAUAUGGAUCUAUAAAAGUCACAGAAAGAGCUGUGAUUCAUCAGGAUGGAAUUUGGAAGACAAGUGAAUGCAUUGGAAGAUUUUGAUCAAAAAUGUAAUUUGCAAACAUAAUGAGAAGCAAAUUCAAAACUCUUAGGCCUAGAUGGUGAAUAUGCAGUUAGGAUCAUUUUCUGUCUUUUUAAAUCAUGUACUUGGAAUAGGGUCAGAAAGGGUUUGUCCUAUUCCCCAUUUAGUGGACAGCCUGUAUACCUCAAGUUCUGAUGGUGUGUGUCCUUUGAAGAGGAUUCCCACAAACCUCCAGUAGCUUAAACCAAAGUAACUUUAAAUCGUGUGCCUUCCUCUGAAAGCCUUGCCUUCAAAUCAAUGAACAGCAAAGCAUAACCUUGAAUCUAUACUCAAAUUUUGCAAUGAGGCAGUGGGGCAAGAUUAAAACCUCUAACCAUCUUUGAAUCAUUAAAAUAAAGAAUGAAACAAAUUCAAGGUUAAUUAUAUCUAGCUUUGUAAAUCUGCAUAAAGCAAGAUUACUCUAUAACACAAAAAUCCAACCAACUCAAUUAUUGAGCACCUACAAUGUUCUAGAUUUUUUUCCCUUCCUCUUUGAGUAUUUACAAAAAAAGAUAAUGUUUAAUCUUUACAUUUGAAGCCAAAGUAAUUUCCACUUGAAAAUGAUGCUAUCAGGCCUGGCAUGGUGGCUCACACCUGUAAUCGCAGCAAUUUGGGAGGCUGAGACAGGAGAAUUGCUUGAGCCCAGCAGUUUGAGACCAACCUGAGCAACACAGAGAGAUAAUGUCUUAAAAUUUUUUUUUAAUUAGUUGAUCUUGGUAGUGCAUACCUAGUAGCCCCAACUACUUGGGAGGCUGAGGUGGAGAGAUCAUUUGAGCUCAGGAGGUGGAGGCUGCCAAGUGCUAUGAUUCCACCACUGCACUCCUGCCUGAGUGACUGAGCAAUAUCUUGCCUCUGAAGAAAAAAAAAAGAAAAAAGAAAAAAAGAAAUGCUGCUAUCAAAAUCAAGAUCAACCAGAGGUAGAAGAGCCAAGAAGCCUGGGUCCUCAUUCCAGCUCUGUCUCUUCUGUCUCUACUUUGAGACCUUGGACUGUCAUUUCCCCUUCCUGUGAUCCAUUUGACUGCAAACAUAGGGAUUGCAGUAAAGUGUUGUCUCACAUCUUCUGCUCUAAAAGCCUAUAAAUAUGUGACCUGAAAACUCCAGUUACAUAAGCGAUCUGCAGUUAUCUAAGGCUUGGUUUUCCUACUAUUAUAUGAAACCUGGUCUAAUGAACUCUGCUUAGAUCCCCUCAAGUUUCUGAGGUUGGCAAAGAGAACAGGAGAAGAACAAACGUCUCUUUCAUUACUCCGACAGGUGAUUUAAUCCCUACAUAGUGCUGGGUGGACGAUGUGUCACCAUAGCAUGCCUUCGCUAAAUAAAUCCAACCUUCAGCCAGACAGAAUCUGUGGCUCUGGCUAUGGAGGGAAAAUAAUGGAAAUGAUAUGGUUGGACUGGCACUUGAUGCCACUAAUAAAUGAAACUGUCAGCUGG